Molecule: messenger RNA, 1524 nt
Organism: Exserohilum turcica Et28A
Lineage: Eukaryota; Fungi; Ascomycota; Dothideomycetes; Pleosporales; Pleosporaceae
Exons: 1
Coding region: 51-1382 (443 amino acids)
Biological process (GO): plasma membrane phospholipid scrambling
Cellular component (GO): plasma membrane
Molecular function (GO): phospholipid scramblase activity
Source: RefSeq, a predicted model, not a curated record
ACAACUCCUCGCUCAUCGUACAACGGCAGCUUGAGAUGAUGAACGUACUCAUGGGUUUCGAACAGGCAAAUCGCUACGUCAUCAUGGAUCCCCACGGCAACCACAUUGGCUAUUUGGCAGAGCAAGACCACGGCAUAGGCAAUGCAAUGGCGAGACAGAUGUUCAAGACACACAGGAGCUUUACCACACAUGUCUUCGAUCGCGACGAAAAGGAAAUACUCAGGUUCCAUAGGCCAUUUAGCUGGAUCAAUUCGAGGAUCCGCAUUUACGACGCUGUAGGACAAGAGGGUGGUGCAUAUACUAGUUCGGCGAGUUUGCAAGGCACAAGUGCAGCAAGCGUCGCGAACCAGACGAGCGCAAGCGUUUCAACAUUACCAUUGCAAGACAUGAGAAUUAUAGGGUCUGCGGAGCAGGAAUGGGCACCACUGCGACGAAAAUACAAUCUCUUCGUCGCGAGAAAUUUGGAAGACUAUCCCGCUGCGCCAGGGACACCACAGAUAGCAUCUGGCGACGUACCAAUCUCAAACUCGACAGCCGUCACAGUAGCGGAGGGUGAUGCAAGAGAGGUCGGUAUGCUUCAGUUUGCCAGAGUUGACGAGCCGUUUCUUUCCUGGGACUUCAGCUUAAUGACCGAAGACGGACGCCUAGCAGGUUCCGUCAAUCGUAACUUUGGCGGCUUCGCUCGGGAAAUCUUUACUGACACUGGUGUUUAUGCGCUUCGAAUGGACGCUGCUGGGCUAGCAAGCGAGCCGUCGCAUCUUGUCUCGAAAACUGCAGAGCAAAGCAGACCUUCAUUGGAACACCACCCAGGCAUGACUCUCGAUCAGCGAGCUGUCAUGCUCGCUACAGCUGUCAGCAUCGAUUUCGACUACUUCAGCCGGCACAGCGGCUCAGGAGGCAUGUGGCCUAUGUGGAUGCCUUGGUUUGGUGGUAGCGGUGAGGCAGCUGGUGGUGUUGCUGCAGGCGGCGCCGCGGCAGGAGAGGCUGGGGCUGCUGGAGCCGGAGCUGUGGGGGCGGCCAGCGAAUCUGGUAUUGCCAGUGAAGUUGGGACUGCAGCACGUGGUCUAGGUGCAGGAGAAGGCGCCGCGACAGGUGCUGCAACAAUGGCAGGCUACGAGGCUAUGCAAAGAGGCAGAGAAGCUGCGCAACAACGCGGGGACGAUGCAUCGCCACAAGCCACUGACCCGUAUCAGCCAUAUCCUGAUGAACAGCCUGGUACAAGUCAAGUUGGCGAAGAAGUCUGGGGCGAACACCAAGACCCUGGGUUUGGAUCACGAAGCCAGGAUCAAGAUUUCUGGGGCGGUCAAGGCGGUCAAGGCGGAGGUGAUGCUGGCGGCGGUGAUGGCGGAGGGUUUAGCUGGUCUGAUAUUUUCGGAGAGUAAAAGUUCUUUGCAUAUAUCACUACUUUUCCAUGAGCGUAGAUACCAUAAAUCCCACAUCUGUAUAUUAGAAUAGUCGUGACGCACAUCCGCGCUUGUGCAUGUAGCUGUGGUGGAGCCUGCAAAUCACUAAACUAUACAAUCG